Molecule: messenger RNA, 945 nt
Organism: Rhizoctonia solani
Lineage: Eukaryota; Fungi; Basidiomycota; Agaricomycetes; Cantharellales; Ceratobasidiaceae
Exons: 7
Coding region: 1-945 (314 amino acids)
Source: RefSeq, a predicted model, not a curated record
AUGGCCCCUUCUACGACGCCGCGCCCCUCUCUUGGCGAACGCAGGCCAUCCCCACUGAAAAUGAGCUCUGCUGCCAAACACGAAAAAGUUCCGGCAUCGCCUAGUACGUCGAUAAUGGAUUUCGACGGCGAAGGCAACGAUGCCUCGGUCGUUCCACGCAAGUCCCGACCCAGCGGACAGGACGGCAACCGACCACGCGUCCGGUCAGGGGGAGGACCGCCCAGGACUGCACAUGCUGCCAUGCAGAGCCCCGAUGUCGCCGGACUCGAGCAGCUCAGACAGACUAUGCAGGCCACGCUCGGAAUGCUCGGGACCACAUUUGAUUAUCUGGGCGAACAGACUGGCCGUGUUGCUCAGCUUGGGCCAGCUGUCGAGGCCAGUCAUCAGAUUCACCAGCUCCGUCGUCAGGUUCAUGCGCAAGAUCGGAAACAAGAGGAGCGUAUGCAGGAGAUUAAGAGUCUCCUACAGGACGUUCUAAAAGACCAGAUCGCCGAACACCUCCGCGCUCAUGUAUUCGAAAUGAUCCGCGAAAAGGUUGAAGAAUAUGUAGCAGAUAAAGUUCGGGAGCAGCUUCAAAAGCAAAUCCCUGAUGCUCUGCGUGAACAAGUCAAAGAUCACCGUAGGCACUUGGCCGAAGUCAAGCGGUGUCUCAACAACUCUGAAGCUCGUCGCGCGAAUGCUACACUUCGUAACCAUGGCUCCGCCAUCCGAGAGCCUUUGCAUGCGCUCCUUAUGACCGAUGGCAAUGUCAGUGACCUGUGGCCUGCAGAUCUCGCGCAGCUCUUUGAUGACACUGCUAAGCGUCUAUUGGACGAUUAUGAGCUCACAUAUGCGAGCGACGAUCCAACUGAGCGUAUGCUCAACAAAUUCAUGGCACACAUCGGGGUUGGCUUCCAAAUGGUUCCUCCCCAACGACGACCACCUCUGCAAAUCAGCAGCAUGUAA